Messenger RNA from Gasterosteus aculeatus aculeatus (three-spined stickleback), 2106 nucleotides. RefSeq names its product phospholipase D family member 4 (gene pld4). The record is from RefSeq and is a predicted model, not a curated record. Lineage: Eukaryota; Metazoa; Chordata; Actinopteri; Perciformes; Gasterosteidae. Gene Ontology annotation, molecular function: catalytic activity.
AUCCCUUCAGCUCAGUGUGAUCGCUGGAGGGGAGGAAGCACGUUUGUUGUGAGCUGUCGCUCGUCUGCCUCGGCUUUGUGUUACAAAAGUUACUUUUGCUUUCAACAAUUAGGAAACCAAACUCCGGCGAUUGGGCGAGUUGAAGCAAAAAUGAGCUCCACGUACAGCCGCCUUCAUGACCGUUACGCUUCAAACAAGAUGACGUCGACCAGCUGUGUGACGUUAGUUGUGGUUUUGGGCUGUCUGACUGUGCUCGGGACCCUGCUGGCCAUCGCUGUGCUGGAAAGACCACCGGACCCCGAAGAACAUGAGGUGCUUCCUGAGGAAGCUGCAGAGAGCGGUUUCCAUGUGGACCAGUGCAGCAUGGCGCUGGUGGAGAGCAUCCCUCAACAAGUGAGCUACGAAGCCAAUGAAACCAUCGGGAUCCCCCUGGAAAAGGUCUGGAGAGACCUCAUCUCCAUGGCCAAGGACCACGUGCAAGUGGCCUCUUUCUACUGGACUUUAACAGGGGAAGACAUCAACGUUAAUUCCUCCUCUGACAUACCUGGACGGGACAUCCUGAAAGAACUCGAAGAAUUGCCCUCCAGGAACGUGUCCGUCCGAGUGGUGACCAGUGUUCCAUCCGUCCGAACAAACUCCACAGAUUUAAACAUCUUAAAAGGGAAAGGAGUUCAGGUGAGGAAGGUGAACUUCGGGCGCCUGACGAGGGGAGUCCUCCACAGCAAGUUCUGGAUAGUUGACGGAAAACAUGUCUUUAUUGGAAGUGCCAACAUGGACUGGAGGGCUCUCACGCAGGUGAAGGAGCUGGGAGUUGUUGUCUACAACUGCUCCAGCCUCGCAAAGGACCUGCAUAAGAUCUUCCAGUCCUACUGGGUAAUGGGACGAUCCCACAGCUCCCUGCCACAGCCCUGGCCUUCCGCGUAUGACACGGACAUCAACAAACAACACCCCCUGCUGGUGAGGAGCGACAAUGUCUCCAGCAGCCUGUAUCUCACAGCUUCCCCAGCAUCAUUCUGUCCUGUGUCGAGGACUCAGGACCUGGAGGCUAUUCUGUCCAUCAUCUCGGAGGCCCAGCACUACGUCGAUGUAGCCGUCAUGGAGUACUUCCCCACCACGCGCUUUGAGAAGCCCCAGAGAUACUGGCCUUUUAUUGAUGACGCCAUCCGGACUGCGUUAUUCGAGAGAAGGGUCAAGUUCCGGAUGCUGAUCAGCUGUGGGCGGGACUCCGAUCCUGCCAUGCUGCCCUUCCUGAAGUCUCUGGCCUUAAUGGACAGCCCUCACCAGAACAUCAGCAUCCAAAUAAAACUGUACAUUGUGCCUGUGGGAAACCAGUCUGAUAUUCCAUUCACCAGAGUGAACCACAAUAAAUACAUGGUGACGGAUAAAGUAGCCUACAUCGGUACCUCCAAUUGGUCAGGGGACUACUUUAUGACCACAGCUGGAGUGGGUCUGGUGAUUUCCCAGCAUGCUCCUCAGCCUGUAUGGAAGACCAAGGCCUUGCAGGGUCAGCUCAGGGCCGUCUUUGACAGGGACUGGUACUCUCAGUUUUCUGUGGCCAUUGCUGACCUGGGGCAGAACCCCGAUUGUGCACUAUGAAGAUGAUAGAAGCAUCUUUAUGAAAGUAUAAUGUAAGAAAUACAAAUCAUAUUCUGUAAAGUGAGCGUGCACUGAAAGAAUCAUUGACAUCAAUGGUUACAAGUACCUUAAGAAAAGGAUGGAAUAGUAUGUACUGCACUUGCACUUAGACAUAAGGUUUAUUGAGUUAUCAUUUAUUUGGAUCAUUUUUACUUCAGCUGUUGAAUUUAUGGUUAGUGAAUUGACUUGCCUGUUUUAUCAUGAAGAAAUUGUCGUCAUGCACACAACAAUCACAAGAUUCAGAAAUCAGCAUUUUGUCAAUUCAUGUUUCUUACAGCAAAUGUUUUUGUUUAAUUUUUUAUAGCAAAUGUUCGGAUCUUUUGGAAUUACUGAGUGCAUAAACAUAUCUCUUUCAACUUAACUCCGACUAAGUAUAAACUGAGACUUCUUUGAUUCUUUCUUAUUUAAUUCUAUUACAAUCCUGUGUGUCCAUGUGUACAUUUUGUGUCUAAUAAAAGUUAUGAAAAUGUA